AUGUCUCCCUCUCACAACCAAGCCACCACCCAAGAAUACGAACCCGGAGAUCACGUCCAGUACCAAGCUAUUGGCGGUGGAAACGCUUCCAACUCGACUACCACCGGUGAGGUCGUCGAGGUCGUCGAGAGCAAAAGACCUGCUGGCGAAACGGGAGUCAAAGUCAACGCUUCCAAGGACGAUCCGCGCUACGUUAUUCGUAACGACAACACCGAUAAGGAAACGGCCUACAAGUCCAGCAACAUCGAGGGAUUGGUCGACGAGUAG
This is a messenger RNA of Marasmius oreades (fairy-ring Marasmius), 267 nucleotides long. RefSeq lists its product as uncharacterized. Lineage: Eukaryota; Fungi; Basidiomycota; Agaricomycetes; Agaricales; Marasmiaceae. The coding region runs from base 1 to 267 and encodes 88 amino acids. The record is from RefSeq and is a predicted model, not a curated record. The transcript is spliced from 4 exons.